This is a messenger RNA of Neurospora tetraspora, 1285 nucleotides long. RefSeq lists its product as uncharacterized. The transcript has 3 exons. The record is from RefSeq and is a predicted model, not a curated record. The coding region runs from base 263 to 1285 and encodes 340 amino acids. Lineage: Eukaryota; Fungi; Ascomycota; Sordariomycetes; Sordariales; Sordariaceae.
GAAUAACUUCCAUCCACCAACAUGCCGCCCUCAAGGUUUAAGUGGAGGCUCUGGACUAUCCGGACCCCUUUACCAAUACGAUGUACAACCCACCAUGAACCCUUCACUUGGUAGAACUUCACAAUUUUGAUGGUUAUAAAUAUUUUAACUCUGCCUCCCGUUACUCAUUGCAAAAACUUUCCUUUCCAUUAUCCAUCACCACCCCGUGCACCCACAAGCACUCACCGAGAAAUCGCAAGCAAGCACAAAUCCCGUGCCUGAGAUGUCUCCCGUAACCAUGGCUACCACAGCUCUCACGGUUGUCUCGACUAUGGCCACAAUUGUCCAACAAAUGCCCACGCCCAGACCCACCACCACUGUCCCCCUUCCAGAACCAUCGGAAACAGCCAGCCAGUCAUCCGGACCAGGCCUAUUCGUGCCAGAACCUUACUACUCCGGCACCUCCUUCUUCGCCUCGAUUGCAAACAUUUUGUACAUGUUUGUGUACACCAUCCCGCGCGGCGUUUGUGGCAUCCUUGAACUCUUCCUAAUGUUCCGAAGGCAAAGAGAGGCACUUGCCAAAGAAGCCGAAGAAAGAAGCCAUCGAAUUCAAAUGACCGAGGGCAUCAACAGGAUGGUGGUGCUCAUGGAAUCACAGACCGAGCGAAUGAACAAGAUGGCGGAGCUCAUGGGAACGAUGGUGGAGGAUAACAAGGCCUUGAAGGAGGACAACAAGGGGUUGAGUCAACGCCUUGAGAGGGUUGAGACUGAUAAUACGGUGUUGAGGCGAACCGUUGAAAGGCUUGAGACGGGAAUGAAGGAAAUGAAGGAGGAGAAUAAGGCGAUGCAGGAAGGAAUCACGGAGGCAGUUGAGAAGGGCACUAAGGAGGGCAUCAAGGGUUCGUUGACGGAGGCGAGUCAGGCGAUGACGGAGGCAGUAAAGGAGGGUGUCAAGGAGGGAUUCAAGGAUGUAAUGAAGGAGGCGAAUCCGUCGAGGAUGCAGGAUUCUGAGAAGCUCAUCAACGGCAUGGAGAGGAUGGUGACGGUGGUCCAGGGGUUGGAGGGGGUGUUCAGAGUGGCCUUAGAGGGAGUGGAAACGAGGAUCGGGGCGAUCGAGCACAUGGUGGAUUGGAUGCUCGACUAUCAUUUGGAUGAGAACAAGCGGUUUCACGCUCUUAAGGAUGGCUCUACCUCUACUGCCUCUUCCUCUACUACUCCUACAUCUUGGGGCGGGGAUCUAGUGGAAAAUCGGAUUAUAGUAGACGAAGGGGAUUGGGAGGACCACAAAAAGCCAUGGGAGAAAUAA